Paraglomus occultum is the source of this 309-nucleotide messenger RNA. NCBI's taxonomy places the organism in Eukaryota, Fungi, Glomeromycota, Glomeromycetes, Paraglomerales, Paraglomeraceae. The record is from the annotation of a GenBank genome assembly.
UUAAGAUAAAGACUCAAGUGUGGAUGCAAGACAAUGAGGAGUAUCUAAAGGAAAUGGAAGCUAAACGAAAAAAGCAAGAAAUGGAUAGACAAAAUGGGAUUGGCACUACUCGAAGGCGUCGACGAAUGAAAAAAGACAAGCCUGGAGACUUGCCUCCAUCAACGACUCCAGCUGAAGCAGCUAGACGUCUUCUUGAAUCAAAAAGAGCGUCCAAGAAGAUUAGAUACGAAGUUCUAGAAUCUCUGUUUGAUAACAAUUUCAUGGCUGAUGCGACCGUUGCGUACGCUGCGUCGCCAGCACCAUCUUGGC